Messenger RNA from Ilyonectria robusta, 915 nucleotides. RefSeq lists its product as uncharacterized. Bases 168 to 785 code for a protein of 205 amino acids. The record is from RefSeq and is a predicted model, not a curated record. The transcript has 2 exons. Lineage: Eukaryota; Fungi; Ascomycota; Sordariomycetes; Hypocreales; Nectriaceae.
UUCGCAGAUGUCGCGUCAAAUGUGAAAGACGCUUGUUUUGUCAACAUCUUGCAUUCUGACGGAAAAAGGGGCCGCAAAUAUUUUUCAAACUCAGCCUGAGCAUUGACAUCAUCUCGUCCCCUAGCGACAGUGGUAAAUCUUACCUGACCGCUGUCCUUGCCACUCUUAUGUGCUUCAACAAGUCAAUCGGCAAGGUUUGUGUGCGCUCGCCAACCAACGGGGCCACCGACAACAUCGCCGAGCUUAUUGAUCUCGGGCCUGGCUGGCGGCGGCAGCGGAAGCUUCGUGAUUGCCCGCAGAGUUGCGGCGCCAGAAUCGCGUCGCCAACGGCUCUGACGCCAUGUCUCGAGAAGCUUUGGUUGCUUUACUCAAGGCUGCGCUCAAGGUCGCCGAAGAAGCUGUGCCCGUGCCUGCAUCUGGUCUCAACUUUGAUCCGUUUGAGUAUGGGUACCUGGAACCGGCAUACUACAAACUCGAAGGGUACAAAGAACAUGUCCACCGAAACCGAAGGCCCGUUUUCCUCUCGCUUUCCAAGUUCGACUCGUCCAAGCUCCGCGACGUCGCCUUCGUACAUCAUCUUCACGCCCAGGAUGUUAUCGAUUUCCACCUCAAUAUCAAGGAAAGAGCGGAGGUCCUGCAUUCAGCUCAGAUCUAGAAGGUCGGAAAGCAGGAUAUCAGCGAGUCGACGAAGUUUGUUGCCCACGUGCGUUCUACGCCUGAAUGGGGCUUCAAGUCAUCAAAACCCUGAUGGGCCUGACUUUGAUCACCACGACCGGACGGAAUAAAGACCUCACGAGGAUGUAAGGCAACUGUUUGGAAUGAAUUGGCAAGGGAUGAUUGAUGAGAUGACCAUCUAGCUAGCUAAUUACACAUAUCAAACACCCCGAUGCAUGACUACUGGACCUGUCUAACAAA